GCCCCACGAUCAGGCUUCCAUGUGUGUGCCAUCUCGUACCCAAAGCAGAAAGGAAACACGGGGAGAGAGUGAGAGAGAGAGAUAGAGUAGAAUGGCGGCAGCGUGUGCAGAUGGUCCUCGCUCCCACCAUGAGGAAAUGAGGAAGCCUGCCCCCUUCCACCCGACUCUGUGGGGAGAUUUCUUCCUUUCUUACCAGCCGCCGACUUCAGCAAAGGAAUCUCAAAUGCGGGAAAGGGCUGGAGUGCUAAGGGAAGAAGUGAGGAAGAUAAUCAAAGGCUUAAACGAUCUGCCAGAAAUGGUGGACCUUAUAAUCACGCUGCAGCGACUUGGUCUUGACCACCACUACGAGGAUGAGAUAAACAAGCUGUUGCACGUUGUUUAUAACUCCAAUCACGAUGGCGGUAAUCUGGACUUUGUUUCGCGCCGAUUCUAUCUUCUGCGUAAAAGUGGCUAUAACGUGCCAUCCGAUGUAUUUCUGAAGUUUAAAGAUCAAGAAGGGAAUUUUGUUGAUGCUGAUAUUGGAAGCUUGUUAAGCUUAUACAAUGCAGCGUACACGAGGAUUCAUGGAGAGACAUUGCUUGACGAGGCAAUUGCUUUCGCUAGAAGAUGCCUUCAAGAUGGAUUGAAACGUUUGGAAUCACCACUGGCAGAGGAAGUGUCUUCUGCCCUUGAUACACCUCUUAUCCGAAGGUUUGGAAUUUUGGAAAUGAGGAACUACAUUCCUAUUUACGAAAAGGAGCCUAAACGAAACGAAAAAAUAUUGGAGUUCGCAAAACUGAACUUCAACCUUACGCAAAUUCUUUAUUGCACGGAGCUAAAAGAGGUCACGCUGUGGUGGAAGGAACUCAGCGUCGAAUCAAACUUGAGUUUUGUUAGGGAUCGGAUCGUAGAGGUGUAUUUUUGGAUGAGCGGGGGAUGCUACAAUCCUCAAUACUCUCAUUCUCGAAUUAUACUUACGAAGAUUGUUGCUUUUAUUACAAUACUAGACGAUACCCUUGACACAUAUGCUACCACUCAUGAGAGUAUGCUGCUUGCGGAAGCAAUUGACAGAUGGGAUGAAGGUGCAAUAUCUCUCCUUCCAGGAUACAUGAAGGAUUUCUACUUAUAUUUAUUGAAGACAUUUUCUUCAUUUGAGCAUGAGUUAGGACCAGAUAAGAGCUACCGUGUGUUUUAUUUAAAAGAAGCGAUGAAGCAAUUAGUUCAGGCAUACAUGAAGGAAAUAAAAUGGCGUGAUGACGGUUAUGUGCCAGAAACAAUGAGCGAACACCUUGAAGUUUCACUUAUAAGCAUUGGGGGUGUCGCGGUGCUAUGUGCCGCAUUUGUUGGAAUGGGCGAUAUAAUAACAAAGGAGAUCCUCGAAUGGGUUUUGAGCGACGCUCAAUUUGUUAAGGCUUUUGGUAUAUUUGUACGGCUCACCAAUGAUAUUGUAUCAACCAAGCGUGAGCAAACAGAGAAGCACUGUGUCUCCAAUGUUCAGUGUUACAUGAAGGAGCAUGGAACAACAUGGCAUGAUGCAUGCCAAGAGAUGAAAGAAGUUACUGAAGAUACAUGGAAGGAUAUGAUACAACAAUCCCUUGUAUUGACAGAACAACCAAAGGUCGUGGCACGGACAAUUCUUGACUUUUCAAGAACUACAGAUUACAUUUACAAGACAGCUGAUACAUACACUGUUUCCCAUACGAUCAAAGAUACGGUGAAAUUGCUCUAUGUGGAUCCAAUACCAAUAUGAAGCAUGCUCAUCUUCGUUACCAAGAAUACCUGUAUGAAGCUUGCUAAAAGGACGUAUAAGUAAUUGCCAACUAUAUUGUACUUCUUAAAUAAGAACCAGUCAUGUUCAAGGAUGUGGCCUGGUGAUAUUACAAAAGAAAUGUAUUUUGCUCCCUUUCAACAUGUAACAACAGUACUAGUUGUUGUUUGCAGGAACUGUUGGAAAAUAGAAAUAUGUUACCAUCAAAUAAAAUGUAUUGUGUUUCCUCGCAAAUAAAUAAAUAAAAUGUAUUGUGUUGUGUUGCA
Messenger RNA from Phragmites australis (common reed), 2013 nucleotides. RefSeq names its product (S)-beta-macrocarpene synthase-like. Gene Ontology annotation, molecular function: terpene synthase activity; magnesium ion binding. NCBI's taxonomy places the organism in Eukaryota, Viridiplantae, Streptophyta, Magnoliopsida, Poales, Poaceae. The transcript is spliced from 7 exons. Bases 92 to 1729 code for a protein of 545 amino acids. The record is from RefSeq and is a predicted model, not a curated record. Gene Ontology annotation, biological process: diterpenoid biosynthetic process.